Molecule: messenger RNA, 1071 nt
Organism: Rhipicephalus sanguineus (brown dog tick)
Lineage: Eukaryota; Metazoa; Arthropoda; Arachnida; Ixodida; Ixodidae
Product: ATP-binding cassette sub-family G member 1-like
Exons: 10
Coding region: 1-1071 (356 amino acids)
Cellular component (GO): plasma membrane
Molecular function (GO): ATP hydrolysis activity; ABC-type transporter activity; ATP binding
Source: RefSeq, a predicted model, not a curated record
AUGAGUGCACCCAGACGAAAGAAAACAUUGUUGAACCGCUUGUACGGGCAGGCAAAUGCAGGUACAAUGACGGCUAUCAUGGGGCCGUCAGGAGCCGGGAAAACUACGCUGCUCAACAUACUUUCUGGUCACUACGACAGAGGUUAUGAAGGUGAAGUUCAAGUGAACGGCUAUGUAAGAGAAGCGAAGUUAUUCAACCUGCAGAGCUGCUACGUGAUGCAAGACGACUGUCUUCUCGGUUACCUGACAGUGCGCGAGACCCUCGCGAUGAGCGUCGAGCUUAGAACAUCGACGCGCGGACGGAGAAAGAUAUCAGAGAUGGUGGAAGACGCCCUAGAGUUGUGGGGCUUACAAGGUUGCGCAAACACGCUGGCGAGAUCUCUCUCUGGUGGAGAAAGGAAGCGUCUGGUCAUUGCGCAGGAGCUGAUGAGCGAUGUACCAGUGGUUUUUCUCGAUGAACCUACAAGUGGACUGGACAGUUGCUCGGCGCUUCGCUGUGUGCGGGUGCUGAAAACACUUGCCGACAAUGGGCGCACGGUGCUGUGCUCGCUGCACAACCCCAGCGCGAGUGUCUUCUCGCAGUUUGACAGGCUGUAUAUGCUCUCCAAUGGAAUGUGCAUUUAUAACGGCCUCACGGAGCAUUUGGUUCCGUUUCUCAACUCUCUAAACCUGCACUGCCCAGACUUCAGUAACCCAUCUGACUUUAACUGUCCCGAGAACAAGGAAAAGGAGCACGGCGAACAGAGCUUGGUGACGGUCUACGGCGGACGCCUCAUGUCUCGCAAGUUCACAUCUGUUGCUCGAGUGGGUGCGAGCUUGUACUUUGCCUUGCUGCUGAGUGUCACGUACUACUGCUCAGGAAACCGGACAGAGCGGGUUCGUGACACACUUGCCAUGUACUUUGCGAUCCUGAUCAUACUAAUGUACCAGUCUGUAACGCCCAUUCUGCUGACAUUUCCCUUGGAGAUUAAAGUCCUUCUAAGAGAACAGCGAAACUGCCGCUACAGUCCUAGCUUGUACCUGAGUGCGAGAAUAAUUUCUGAACUUCCUUUCACGGCACAUGAGAAAUAA